AAACCUCCAUUCCCCCUUCCCCCCUCUUCUGUGUCCCCGCUCUACCUGAAGGCCUCGGGGACCAACAGCACCAGUGGCAGUAUUGAGCCAUACCUCUCUGGUAUCAAAACGGGAAUUUUCUCAGGCCGAGUGCCCUCUCCUGCAGCAGCAUUUGCCCCUGGCCUAAGGAAGUACCCCCAGGAGGGGGCAAUGCCCUCCCUGACAGCCUCCUCCAGCCAAGCAAAGGCCCUGCUGGCAAGCCUGUCUGCCUCCGGUCUGAGCACUGAGGCCCUGCUCCUCUCCUCCACCCUCCGACAUCGCCGCCUUCUACGUGAGCAGCGAGCCUCCUCCUUGCCUCUGCCCAGCAGCCUGUCCACCCCCUCUACUCCCAAUGCUACCUCCCCCUCCUCUUCUGCCUCACCCACCACCCCAACUCCUUCCCUGUCUCCCUCCUCCCCAACCCCUCUGAGCUCCCUUAACCCCCCUUCUGCGGUUCUCAAGCCCAGCGGUUGUAGCUCCAGCCUCAACAGCUGCAAGGAGGAUGGCAAUGAGCAUGUGAAUAAGGACCUCGCCCCUGGCAGCACUCAGUGAUGAAGAGGAGGAGGACACGGGAGAAUUCAAGCACCAUCACAUUAUGAACCAUGACGAGAAAACAACUGCAUUGUGGAUUUUUUUUAGUGUCAUAUUUUAUUUCAGGACUUUUUCGCUUUUUCUUCCUCUUCUUUUUCCUCUCUAAUUUUGGCAUCACUCCAGUAUGCAGAGUCUUCAAAUUUCCAUGGCAAGAACUAUCGUACUGUAAAAGCAGUCACAAUCUUCUUCUUGGACAAGUUUCCUACUCUGAUCUGGUUCCAUAGUUCCUCUGCAGUUCUCCCACACAGUCAUACUGCCAGUCUGCCAGAAAGAGAGCGCACAAAUGGGCCUCCCCUCCUACCAGCUGCCUGCUGUAAGCUGAUGUGGUCUGGAUGGAUUUACUGACAGUAGCAGUCUCAUAUAAACCCUCACUCACUAGGGUUGUUAGUGGAAUAGACAACAUUUCUAGACUGUGACUUUUAUCAUAGAAAAUAGAACUGCAAUAAUCACCAAGUGAGUCCAGUAGUCGUGUGUGUUCAGGAUAAUAUUGCUCUCACAUCACCUGGCAGAAUGUGCUCAGAAAAAAAUCAAAAGUAGAUCAAGGUGAUGAUUGUGGUUUCAAGCUGUUUUGUGUUAAAAGGGCAUUUGUGGCUUUUCUUGCAUCACCUGUGUUUUAAACUCUGAACUGGUGCUAUAUUUUCCCCUCCGUUUGUACACACUGUGUAAAGAGUUUACAUGAUUGUCCUCAUGCCCUGAUCUCUGACCUGAUGUGAUCUGAUCUGCUUUGUUGCAAGCAUACAUUCCACUGUCUGACUUUGAUUUCAUGUCACACUGAAUACUAAUAUGUAUCCCUGCAGAAAGAAAUCCUUGCAUUGAAAAUUAGAAACAAUUAUGGGAAAAUCUUUGAUUUGAAAAAGACAGUGUAUUCACAAAAGCACAUUGUAGGGAGAAGUCCUAACAGCACAUUUAAAAUAGAACCAGGAGGUACAGUUACACAAACAGGAGAAAGGAAUGCAACUAGUGAAUUGUACAGACAUGUUGAAUUUCUGUAUAUGUGUAUUAACUAGUUAAUUAUGACAAUCAGGAUGUUUCCGCAGUAGCAUCUUACAGGUUGCUCUGGCAUUUUGGCACCUGACAUCACAAACCUUCCCAAAGACUCAAGCGCACACACAGUGAUGAUUAACACACACAUUUUGUCACACAGUCUGCACUUGUAAAGCCAAGCUGUUCGCAGAAGCACAGACUCUACUAGUUGUUUGUUUCAGCAAAUCUUGUGUGAUGAUUAAGGUUUUAAGUCACAUCUGUUGCACCAUUGAUAUCGAGCACUUUGGUAAAGUAUGCCACAUCGACCAGAACACAAUUUCACCCUUUAAGGAAUCUGAUCUACAGAGUGACGGAUGAAGUGGCUUCUUUUGGAGACACUUGUUUCUUUUGAACUUCAAAGUUACUCUGAUGGGAAGCAGCUUCCAAAGUUUUCAGCUAAAUUUGCAGGUCUUAUUGUAAAAUGGAAUGCCUUCUUAGAACAGAAUGUAUCUUUCACUGCAGUGAAGUGAUCGCACUUCAACAUCUAUGACACUGUUUCAACUCUUGAGUAGUGUUUGAAAGAUAAAGAGAGUUAAUCAGCACAUAUUUAGAGACUUCAAAUACAGCUUGACCCUCCAAGGGCCUGAGAAUAUAAAAAUAAAAAGCAAGCACAGUUUCCUCUCAAAUGCCUGACACUUUCCUCGAAUUUUGACCUUGUGAAUCCAGUUAAUUAUAACAAGCACAAAGCUAUAAAUGUUCCUUAAAGGAAGGAAAAAAAACAUCCCUGCAUAUUUAAAAUACCAUACAUUAGAUUACCAAUAUUACCGUUGCCUCAUUUGGUUUUAUUACCUGCAUGUUGAAACAUUUAUGAAUGUUAGGCCUUUGGUGUGCCUCAGUGACAGUAGUUUAUCACUAUUUAAAGCACAUCAAAGGCCUGUCAGUGACUCCCUAAGUGUAAACCCUGCACAAGGAACCAUUCUAAAGCUCCCUGUCCUGUGUUAUUGCCUUAAGGCUGCCCACUGGGGAGGUGAUGAGGUUGAACGGACAGUCAUAGACAAAGUGAUUUUUUAUUUUUUAUUUCAGUGGUUCACAAGAAUGACCGUGUGAAAUCGAUUCUUUGUGGCAUUGAGAUUAAAAUGUGCAAAAGGGGAUCAUGUCAAAGAGUAGGCAGCUUGAGGAGAGGGGAUUAGUUUGGGGACAUGUGUUUGAAGGCUUCUUUAAUAAGGCCAGCUUUGACUUGCCUUGUCUCUAUCGAGAGCGCUUGUGAUAUAAAAGACCCAAAGAGAUGAGAGGAAGGGUCUGACAGUCAGAGAGCCAUUAAGCGGCUGUUCUUUCCCUGCCCCUCUCACUUUGCUUUGUCUUUGGUGCGGGGCGUCUGUGAAAUAAAAACCACUCAGUUUGAGGUAAUCCUAGGACAAAGUUUGAUAGGCAAGUUAACAGUGUGUGCAAUAUGUAUUAGCACUCUUGCAAUUUUGCCAAGGCAGUGCUCUUUGCCUUUGUGAAACUCCUGCCUGUUUGUCUGCAAGGACUUGUUACCAUGUUUUUCCCAGUGCCUCUAAGACUUUGUUCUUACCAGAAAUCCCCAGUUGAUCUUGUAUUACAGUAUUAGAUCAGCAGCAAUGACAGAAUACCACUUUUACCCAAAGAAGAGGCUGCAAGAAUUGGCUUGUUCCCAUUUUUAUUUUAUUUAUUUAUUUUUUCAAAAAAAGAAAGAAAGAAAAAGAGAAAACAGCACUUGAAACGCAGAGUGUGUCAGGUUGCAGCGGUGGCAUUUGACUAAACACUCCCCGAGUUCUAACAAUGUGAAACUGCAAGCUCACAGCACAGCGAAUUACGCCUCACCCUGGGUGCUCUGUGGCUUCGCCAGGCAGGUUCAAGCCCUGGGUUUCAUAUUGAGUGAAGUCAAAUGAAAGAAAUUCACUUACUCAUGCUGUUCCACACUCAAAUCCAUAACUCUCCGAGUUAAGUUUGCUGCAUUUGCGUCUGGUGAGCGCUGGGGAGGAAGUAUUCACGCUUGGCUGCUUUCCCCAAGUAAAGUCGGAGAUGAAACCUCCCAGAAUUGCGUGACAGUGCUCUCUGGAAUGAUUUUUUUUUUUUUUUUUUUUUUUU
Messenger RNA from Epinephelus fuscoguttatus (brown-marbled grouper), 3681 nucleotides. RefSeq lists its product as uncharacterized. The transcript has a single exon. Lineage: Eukaryota; Metazoa; Chordata; Actinopteri; Perciformes; Serranidae. The annotation marks the transcript as partial. The record is from RefSeq and is a predicted model, not a curated record.